AUGUCAACUCAAGUCCUCACGCAAUCCGAAAUAGACUCAUCAGCAGUAUCCUUCGCAAGAGCUGAUGAGACUCAGUCUAGGGAGAAUAACGUGGAGCUACAAUAUAUCAAUGUAGAUCCACAGACAAACCCCCCUUCCUUAUCCAGACUCAACUCUAGACAUGCAGUCUCAGAAGCACCGGAACCCGAAAUCCACGAUCAAACACUCCGUCUCCCAUUCCGCCGUCUCAUAUCAGCAUACCUCUGUCUAGCAGCCAUCUACUUCAUCUCCUCCCUGGACAUAAACUCCGUCGCCACAGCCCUGCCCGCCAUCGCCAAGUCCCUCGAUGCCGGAAACAGCAUCACCUGGACCGGAACCUCGUACCUGAUGGGCCAAACAGCCUUCCAAGUCCUCUACGGCCGCCUCUCUGACAUCUUCGGCCGCAAACCCGUCCUCGUCACCUGCGUCGGUUUUCUCAUCCUCGGCGAUCUCCUCUGUGGCUUCGCACAGACGGCCACCUGGCUGUACGUCUGUCGCGCCCUGAGCGGCAUCGGCGGCGGCGGCAUCAGCUCGCUCGUUGCCAUUACAGUAAGUGACCUGGUUAGUAUGAAGGAUCGCGGCAAGUACCAGGGCAUGCUGAGCGGUGCCAUUGGGCUGGGCUCCAGUACCGGCCCGUUCAUUGCUGCUAGUAUGCUGGGUAGGGGACGGGAGGGGUGGAGGUGGAUUUUCUGGGUCCCGCCUAUUCUGGCCGCGGCGUGUGUGCUGGUUAUGUGGAGGUUUCUUCCCCUGAAGCCCGUAACGGGAAGCUGGCAAAAUAAGCUUAGGAAGAUCGACUGGGCUGGGCUUGCUGUGGCGGUGGUCGGGAUGCUGUUUCUUUUGAUUCCAAUCAAUUCCGGAGGUAAUGUCUGGCCAUGGGGUAGUGCAAUCGUCAUUUCCAUGAUGGUCCUGGGAGGCGCGUCGGUCGUUCUCUUCGUGCUGGUUGAGAAGCGAUUCGCGAAAAUCCCCUUGAUCCCGUUACGGCUGUUUAGCCAGACAUCAACAGCCGUUCUCCUUCUCCAGAGCGGGCUAUAUAACUAUGUGUGGCAAGUCGACUUGUACUUUCUGCCAGUAUACUUCCAGACCGUUCGGGGGUACAGCCCAUUGCAAAGUGCGACACUUUGUUUGCCAUUUUUGCUUGUUCAGAGUGUUUCCGGCGUGAUUUCCGGACCACUAAUGUCUAAACUCGCGAGAUACGAUCUUAUGCUCCAUGGCGGAAUGAUACUCUGGGUUGUAGGUGCCGGCAUGAAACUCCUAUUCACGCGAACUACUCCAGUCGGCGUAUACGUGAUAACAUUAAUCAUCGAAGGUGCCGGUGUCGGAUUCGUCUUCCAACCUGGUCAAAAUCCCCUCACAUCGCCCCUAGACACAAUUGCUAACCACAGUACAGCUCUCGUGGCAUUACAAGCCCAUUCCAAACCACAAGAUCGGGCCGUAGCUACCUCGACACGAAACCUGCUCCGAGCACUAGGCUCAGUCGUCGGAAUGGCCAUCUCAACAGCCGUCCAAUUCGCAGUCAUGCAGUCUGCUCUGUCCGCGUCCCUGCCUUCUGCGGUACGCGCGCAAGUCAUCGAUGGCAGCUGGGAGAUGGGCCAGCUCGGCUCCGAAGCAUGGGAAUCGGACAUCUUGGAUGCGAAGAUGAAGGGCAUUCGUGCGGUAUUUACCAUUCUAGUUCCACUGAUUGGAGUUUGUCUAGUUGGAGGCUUUUUCGUCCCGAACACUAUUCUGAAAGAGGAUUGA
Molecule: messenger RNA, 1755 nt
Organism: Lachnellula hyalina
Lineage: Eukaryota; Fungi; Ascomycota; Leotiomycetes; Helotiales; Lachnaceae
Product: putative transporter
Exons: 3
Coding region: 1-1755 (584 amino acids)
Biological process (GO): transmembrane transport
Molecular function (GO): transmembrane transporter activity
Source: RefSeq, a predicted model, not a curated record